This is a messenger RNA of Homarus americanus (American lobster), 7223 nucleotides long. Its product is annotated as UDP-glucosyltransferase 2-like. The transcript has 5 exons. Gene Ontology annotation, molecular function: UDP-glycosyltransferase activity. The record is from RefSeq and is a predicted model, not a curated record. The coding region runs from base 682 to 2217 and encodes 511 amino acids. Lineage: Eukaryota; Metazoa; Arthropoda; Malacostraca; Decapoda; Nephropidae.
AAGCGUGUGCAUGUGUGUGUGUAUGUGUGUGAAUGCAGAUACCUGUGUGUAUUAUUCAAGCAUGUGUGUGUGUGUGUACCCAAGGCAGCAAGCAGUGAGUGUAGGAGCGUUAUGACCGUAGAGUGUGUGUGAGGGUCGCCCCGGGGUGGGCGGGGUGUAGCGCCGUGGUCACGGGUUGCCAGUGAGACUCAUCACCUCCGCCGCGAUUCCUUUGGACCCCGAGUGAUCCGCCGCGUGAUCCAGGGUAAGAAAGGUCCACGGUGAGAACCAGCUGUGCGCGAGGCAUGCAGGUGGUGCCAGCGGGUGGUGGGUAGCAGGUCAUCUCCACCUGGCCUGGGGUUGGUCUCCUCCCCUUAUCUCACAACACCGCCACACUGCCUCUGAUUACACAGCUCCGCCACUCUGCUCCUCACUGCCGUCCUGACCUUACCUCUGUCACGCUACUUGGAUGUGUGUCUCCGUGAGCCAGCCUGGUGGUAGCCUCCAACACUCACACUAACCCGCCCUCACCUCCACCCAACCUCCAGCUCAUAAUCCUCGGCCUCACACAGUAGGCGUUAGCGCCUUGUUUACCUGAGUUGCUAACGGAUACAAGCAAGAGUUGGGCGUGCGAGGCUCUCGAGUUACCUGUUGUUGCGAGCGCGAAGGUUGGAGGCCCGAGUGUGGGCGAGCGGUCAGUGCAUGAUGAAGGCCGCGUGCUUGGUGGUGGCGGCGACUGCACUCAUGGCUCUGGGUCCUCCCCCAGCCACCGCCGCCGAUAUCCUCGUCUUGACUCCGUUUGGGUCUCGGUCUGUGCGUGCAUUAUUCUCGGUGUUGACGGAGGGUCUAGUGGCUCGGGGCCACACUGUCACCCUCCUGUCCAGCGGGGAGCCCUUCCCCCGGCACCCCAACGUCACCCACGUCGUGUCCCCGCACUCAGCCCUCGACCAGAUGGACUUAUUCGAAGUUCGUGAGGGCGGCGCCGUCUUCCGCUUGUGGAUGAAGGCCUUCCCUGCUGUGGCGCGGGAGAUGUACGGUAACCCCAAAGUGAUGGAGCUCUGGCGACGUAGGGACAAGUUCGACGCCGUCAUCGUCAACAGCGCCGCGAACGAGAUGGCGUUCCCAUUCCUCCUGGACAUAACGGCGCCGUUCAUCACUCUGUCGCCGGCAGGGACGGAGCCGCUGCAGUUGUCGUACCUGGGUAACGUUGUGUCCCCAGCCGCCCUUCCCUCCAUUGUGGUGCCCUUCGACAAUCACCUCUCCCUGUGGGAACGACUCGUCAACACGCUCGCCACCAUCCUCCUCAGGUACUCGUUCCGCCGCACCGUCGGGCGUCCCUUGGCCGCUGCCCUCAGGGACACCUUCCCAGACCUCCCGGAUCCCUUCGAGUUGUACCCAAAGCAAUCCCUGGCGCUGCUGAACCGUCACCACCUUCUGGACGGGUCGGUGCCGCUGCUGCCUAACCAGGUGGAAGUGGGCUGCAUGCACUGCCACCCAGCCCGCCCACUGCCCCCGGAUGUGGCAGAGUGGAUGGAGGGCGCUGGGGAGGCUGGGGUCGUGUACUUCAGCUUAGGAUCCUUCCAGAAGACCUCUAGGAUCCCUGCCAAGUACCGUGAGGUCCUUAUGGAAGCCUUUUCCCGCCUCCCCCACCGUGUCCUUAUCAAGUACGGCGAGAGUGACGUACAAUUCCCUCCCAACGUCCGUGCUUUCCCCUGGCUGCCUCAACAGGAUAUUUUAGGCCACAAGAACCUCCGUCUGUUCGUGACACACUGCGGGAUACACAGCGCGUCAGAGGCAGUAUAUCAUGGUGUGCCUGUACUCGGUCUCCCCAUCACCUUCGAGCAGCCAAGGAAGUGUGCCAGGAUAGCUCGUCGCGGGGAGGGCCUCGUGCUACAGUGGGAACAGCUCACACCAGAGGCUAUCAUUGACUCUGUCUAUACCCUCGUGCAUGAUGUGAGGUUUCGCAAGCGUGUGGAGGGCGUGUCUCGUCGCCUUCAAGCACAAAAGGAAACUGGUCUUGAGCGAGCUGUCUGGUGGGUCGAGUACGUUAUGGAACACGGCAACGACUACCUCAGGUUCUCGGGUGCUGACUUGAGCUUGGUGCAGUAUCUCCUGCUGGACGUGUUGGCCAUCAUAGGCGGUGUGGCUCUCGUCAUCGGUGUGGUCCUGUUCUUCCUGGCCAGAUCAAUUUUCAAGAGAUUUUGGCCCUCAAGCUCUUCAAAGGCUAAGCUGGAGUGAGCUUGUUGCCAUAUCAGCUGCUCUAACCACUGUCAUUAUGUACAAUAUUUUCUUAAUGGUGCUACUCUGUGCUCAGUGAGGCAGGACAGCAGAAGGGGGAGGGGCAGGUACUGUUAACUAUAUUUUAUGUGGGUUAUUAUACUAUGUAAGCGUUAGCAAAAUAUUUAAUUAUAUUGUACUCUAUGGGGGUAAAUUAAUAUGUCUGCUGAUACAGGAAGUUUAUAUUUCUCUACUGUCAGUGUUUUUAAAUAGGUUUAAUGAACUAUCAGUGAAAUUGUAUCAGAUGGUAAAAUAUUAGUAAAUUGCACCUUAGGCGCCCUUUGUGCAGGUAUAGCCGUAUGGUUAUCAGUAUCUCUCUCUUAUCACACACUGACUAGACCACAAUCCUCAGCCUCUUGUGGGAAAUCCAAACUGUAAACUAUAUUCAGACUGAUGAAGUUUCUGAAGUUUCAAACAAUAAUAUGAAGGUAAAUGUUUGCUGUCAAUGAUGUAUAACCACCACCCAUAUACACGUGUUACCUGGGUCCUGGGAUACAUACAAUAAGCAGCUGAGGGAGAGAUGGUGUUCUAUAUGAGGUCACUGAGACGUCCAUCCUGGGGUUAAAAAUAUUCAGGGAUCAUUAAGGUACAAUCACACUAUAGUCCUCACCUUAUUGAAGACAUUUACUACUUGAAUGGGGUUUAUCCAGUGAUCAUUGUACAAAUCUGAAUUCGCUUAUUGUGUUUGCACUUAAAGGCUCAGUCAGUUUAUAGACUAUCUCCACAAACCCCCUUUACUGUGGGGACACCACUUUUAAUAUUUGGUUAAAACCGGAUGAUUUUAUUCAGCUCAGCCCUAUACACAAGGGGUUAAUGACUGACUGGAUUAGUUUUUAUCGAGAAAGCCAAGUUAUUCAAGUUGAAAUUUCACCUUUACACACAAGGGAAGAUAAAGGUAGACUGGACUAUCUAUGUACGCUGUAACAACUUAAGUAACCUUUGGAUUUCAUAUCAAGUCACUAGAUUAAAUGUACAGUAAAGGGUGGCUCAUAGGCCACACACCUUUGUAAAAUUGAUUUCUUCUUUUUCAGUUGAAGAAAUCAUAACAAACCAACAAAAAUGGCAGAGAAAUUAUCACAAGAUUCACUUUAAUAUUAAUUGAUAAAACCCCUGUACUGUACUAUGCCUGGCUGUCAAUUAAAUACUUUUGAACUGACUUGUGUGUCGCAUCUGGUUUUCAGCACAAGAAUAUAUUAAACUGACUCUUUCCUUUAGUGUUAAUUUCUCUGCCAUCUUAUCUCUUAUGAUUCCCUCACCUGAAGAAGAAAAAAUAACAUUAAUUUUUCCAUUGGCAUAUGACCUAUGAGACGACCCUAUACAUUACAUAUUUCCAGUCACGAAAGAAUGUCAAAUGACCUUGUUUGGUGGAUAUUAUUCUUAUUAGAUGUAAUUUGGAUUUGUUCUCUAUAUAGUGUCAGGUAUACAGUACACAUCGUUCAUAAGACAUGACAAAUGAAGAACUACGAUAGUGAAAAUGUGCCUUCAGGAAUUAGAUUUCUGGUGUGCAGCUAUCCCUCGAGUUAGGGAAUUUCAAGCUACAGAAUUUCAAGUUACGGAAUUUCUUGUUACGGGAUUUCAAGUGAAGGACAACUAUUCAGGAACGCAACCCUUCUGUAACUCGAGGGAUGGCUGGUAAUUGUAGACCUUCGGCAGUACAGCACACUAAUAAUAUGAGUUAAGUACAAUACUGUACUUCUGAGGGUGAAACAUAUGUGAAUCCUCUACUAGAAUCUAGUUUGAAGUUUCACAGAAUAUUUGCCUUAUUAAUGUUAUGGUACUGAACACAUAGUAAUAUAUUUUAAUAUUAGAAUAAAUUUAAUACAGUGAUCCUAUUUUCUACAGGUUUUUUCUUAUGGGCAUAUUAUUUGUAUAUCAUUUUCAUAGAGAGUUUAAAAGUGUUCCUGUGGCCUGAAGAGUGAGUAGUUUGAUAUGUGUUGUGUAAAGUAAAUAUGUAUACUUGAUAGGCCUAAUAUAGUUGCUUGUUAAUAUUUAGACUAAGUUUCUGCCAAUUUUAAGAUCAUGCAACAUGAUUUUUUACAGUUUUUGUAAAGGAUUGUAUAGAGAUGUAUAAUUCAUAGGUUUAAAUUGUUUUCCAAUCAACAUUGAUCUUCCGCCAAUCUUGAAAUCCUACACUAAAAUUUGACACGUUGUUUGUUGAUUGUUUAUGAGAACAAGGAAGAUCAUUUUGUUACCUCUGAACUAAACACAAUAUGACCAGAUACUCAGGUUUCUCAAUACAGUAAUCAGAUACAAUAUAUAGAUACAGGUAUAUAGAAUAUACUCAGCACUAUUGUGUAUAGUACCUCACAUAACUAUUUUGUUUUCUCAACUCUCUGGAUAAAUAUUUACCUCAAAAUAAUUAUGCAACGUGCUUUGACUAGACUCCCAGUGUGAUUGUCAGUUCAUAAGAAUUAGUUUGAUAAAGAACAACUUCGUCUGGCAAGUUGCAUAUACCAGCAUUAUCACUUCACAUUUUACAGGAUAAACUGCAGGUAUUAAGCUUUUAUUGCUUAAAUCAUAAUGAAACAAGUAUGUAUGUGCUAUUCCCCGUAAAAAAAUAAUAUUCUCUACAGUGAAAUACUACAAUAUUAGCAGAGUAACUUUGGAAACUUAUUUACUAUUCCUCUUCCCUAAUUAUCAACUUAAGCAAUAAUGGCUAAUAUUCAGAAUACUGUACUGUUAUGAUGAUUGAUGGCUUAAGAUCAAAGGCCUAUGGGCUGUGAAUCAAUGAGUAAUGUCUGUAAGGGAAUAAAUUGGUUACAGUAUUGAUGUAUAUAUAAGACUCGAGUCAGUAGCCAUGGAGGUACACAAACUUUAGGACAGACCAAUUGUUGUAGGUCAGAUACAAGAGUAUUUAACGAGCUUGUUUUAUAUGUAUUAUACUAUACAGUAUAUAUUUACAUUUGUAUUAUCGUGUAAAUAGUUUAACUACUUUUUCAUAUAUUACAACUACAUGUGUCUGUAUAUUUGUUGUUGUUCUAAGACAAGUCGAUAACUUUUAUUCUCUCUAAUCUAAAAACAAACAUUUAAUGAACUAUGGGUGACUAGUUUACUAUUCUUGAUGUACUCAGAUCCUCUCCAGGGGCGGAUCCAGGAAUAUCAAAAGGGGGGUCCAAGAAGUUGUGGGUGGGGGAAUAUGGCGAGCACAGCGAACCCACCCAUUUGGGGGAGGUGCUGUAAGCCUCCCCCUGAUAAUUUUAUUUUUUUAAUCUGUCGAAUAUCAUGGGCAUUUUGAGGCCAUUUUGAAGCCAUGUACUCUAAAUAUCAGGAGAUAUUCUGAAGUCAAUAGUAAUUACUUUUUACUAUGCAAAAACGCCUGAGUACAGUGCUGCAUUAAAGAAAAUGUAUUGGAACUUUUUGGGGAAAAGUGUGGGGUGUCCGGACCCCCCGUGGAUCCGCCCCUACUCUCUCUACCUCUGGCCAGACUUCUCUCCAUUGCUUUACCUUCUCAAGAAAGCCUCAACAAACUCCUCAGAUCACUUCAACACCCUCUGCCCCAAACCCACCAACUGACAACUAAUUUCUUUCUUUUCUCGAACUAUCUUUGCCAUACAAUACAAAAGCUAAAUAAAAGUUAAGUUAAAGUUAUAUGAAACAAAAAUGAUUUAUCAAUUAAUGUUAAACUUGUUAUAUUUAUUGCACAGUUAAAUUCGGACAUUGUUAAGAUGUACAUUGAUUUGUUAUAUUUGUACACUAGUUAAAUAUUGUACAGGAUGUCUCAUAAGUCACGCUCCAUACUGUACAGGGUGUCUCAUAAGUCACGCUCCAUACUGUACAGGGUGUCUCGUAAGUCACGGUCCAUACUGUACAGGGUGUCUCGUAAGUCACGCUCCAUACUGUACAGGGUGUCUCGUAACAUAUAAACACGAGCAUACACUACCAUAGGUCCAAGACACUUUCUACUGGUAUUGUAUAUAACGUUUAAACCGGAGAAGUCAAGUUGAUGGUAAAUUUUCUUGAGGAAAUCUGGUUAAACAGUUAUGAAAUUUUCUAUGUAUGGCAAGUUUAUGAGAAAAAUAAUAUUGUUCAUUAUAUAGUAGUGUGGUAUUUUGAGGGUUAAUUCUGUUCUUUGUCGUUGUCUAGGUAGAAGUGUUGUUAUGUCAUAUUAUAUCAAGAAAUAAGAUAAAUUGCCCUUAUAGAUAAACUCAAGGUAAUUAUUCUAUAUCAAGGUGCUAAGGUAAUACUGAGACGUAACACUUAUUAGAUCAUUAUUCAGGUAAUUUAUUAUUGUUUACUGAGAUGGAAUUACAACACUUUCAGCCUGGGUCAACAAUAUGUAAUUUUGUAUUUACUGUUAUGUAGGUUUUUGUAGUGCAGCGAGUGAGCUGGUUACAGGUUACAGUAUAUAUAAAUGAUCAAGGUUAUAUAAUGGCCUUGGUGAACUUGUGUAAAUAUAGGAGUAGCUGUGUGUGUGUCGCGGGGUUGGUGUUGAUGAUAUUGUUAUGUAAAGCUGUUUUCUUAUAUUUCUAUAAACUUUACACUAGAACCAUACACCAGAUAUUGAGACUGAAUUUACUUAACACAUGACUUACAAUAGGGAGUAAUACACAGCUUUAUAUAUACAGUAAAGUAUAUAUAAACUGUAUAUUACUUCCUUAAUCAAAAUCCUAAAUAUUAUCAUACAAACACAUGUAUAUAAUGCACCAACUCUACUUGAUCUGUCAUAUACAGUACUGUAUAAGCUAUAGUAAUUUAGGUAUCAGAAGACUGUAAAAAAUGUAUAUUUAUAAUAUAAAUUUCUAAAUAUUUUAUCCGUCACCCAAAAGUAACUUUAUAUACCGUAUAUAAAGUUACUCCAUAGUACUCUACCUCUCAGCCUCAUUUAUAAAUCUGAUAUUCAGGAAGACCUAAACCAGACGUGUACAAGAAUCUUAGGUGUUACUGUGUCUAACUUGGCCUGUGCAGUGUAUGAUCUGUACAGGCCCCAUGAUGCGGUACUUCAUGUGGUAUAAUAAAGAGAUAUCUUA